AGAAAAAAUGAAAUAAUUUAUUAAUUCGGAAAGCAUAAUAAAUCCAAAAGUGUGUUAAAUAAAUAAAGGUCUAAUAGCUCUUUCUUUUUUCUGUAAAAACUUGCAGACGAUUAAUGCAGUAUAAAACAUUAGCAGACGAUUAUUUACUGAGUAAAAACAUAAAUAUAUUUAUUGAAAACAAUAAUUAAUUCUUUCAAAGAAUGCAGACGAUAUUAUAUGACCAUUUGGCGGGAAAAUGUUAGAUAAAAACAGUAAAAUAAUGAAAUAAAUUAACACGCAGACAUUAACAAGAAGCCUGAGAGUUACAAUUCUACUAAAUCAAUUCGGUAUGCCGAGUCUCCAACGAUUUCAAUUUAAGUUAUAUAAAAUCGUUAAUUCUCCGAAAGUGGAUUCUGUGAUUUGGAAUAAAAGUGGAAAUGGAAUCGUUUUCGAUCUUAAUAAUUUUAAAAGAAACUUUUUGGAUAUUAACAAAGAUUUCUGCAAAAGCAAUAAAAUUGCUAGUUUCAUCAGGCAGUUAAAUCUUUAUGGAUUUAAAAAGACUACUGACUUGAGAACGAUAAGAAAUAAGAGACAUUUGCAUGAAUUUAAAAAUCCCUGGUUCUUACGAGGAAGAGAAGAUUUGCUGAAUAAUGUUUCUAGAAAUCAUACGCAUUUAAGUAAAAAUACAGUUUCCCAAAGAAAAAAAAGUAAACGCAGAGGAAAUAAAAGAAGGGGCAGACCCAUCCAUUCCAACAACUCCGGACCUACUAUAAAUAAAGCAAGAAAUAAAAUGAAUAAGUCAAAUUCCGAUUUAGUUGAGAGGAAUAAAAAUAAAGAAACAGAAAAGAAAAAGGGACAUUUUGAAAUUGUUAAACUUUUCAACUCAAUUCAUCAGGAAACUGAAACUUUAGGUUCAACAGUUGCAGAACCAAAGCAAAAUAUCAAAAAAGAGAAACAACGGAAGUCACCUAAUUCGAAGUUUCCCGAGAAGAAAAAACACGUAAAAGAUGUGAAUUCAGUAAAUAUAACAGCUUAUUCAUCAACAUUUCCUCAGGCAGUUAACAACCGCUCAACACUUGUUAAGCGUCAAAUGGAUAAUCAUAUUGAAAACAAAGCAGUUUGGAUGAACACUAGAAAAGAUUCAGUUUAUCGGAAAAAAAGGAGUGAGGGAAUCUCGUUAGGGAAUUUUAGAUUCCCUUUCACGAGUAUACAAAACAACACAGACGCUUGCCAGAACUGCUCCAAGACAAUCCUUCCUCAGUGUCAUGAAAAUAAAGAGAAUGUUAAAUUACAGCCAAAUGAACAACAAAAGUUCUACACUCUUAUUACAGCACCCAGACAUUUCAUUGCAGCACAGAACGUAAGAGAGCCUCUGAAAGAUAUCCAAGAGCGUAAAGAUGAUACUCUACAGUUCAUUCGAAUACCUGUUAACAGGCAGGAUUUUAAAUUUCCGUGGGCACUGUUAUCUGAUAAUAGUAGAACAGAUGAAGAGGAUCGAUUUAAAGUGAAAAUCAAGUUUGAUGCCGACAAUGAUUGUGAAUUGACUGAAGAAUAUGAGGAGCUCAGGGAUACAUACUUGAGAUUUAAACACCCUGAGCUUCAUAAUGAAUCUUGCAUAUGCCCAACAUUUUUGAAGCAUAUCUAGCAUCGAUCAAGAACAUUGCUGACUCAGAAAUACAGACAUUGAGCAUCCUUUUGUAAGCAUUUUUACAAAAUUGCUCUUUGUAAUUUAAUUUUUUUAUUUAAUUAUAAUUUAAAUUUAUGUAAUGUUUCCCCAUUGAUUACAUGCAUAUGACAAAGAUUGAGCUCCAUGAAAUAAAGAAUUUAAAAAAAUUCAAGACACUAUCGAAUUCAGGUAUUUUAAUGCACAUUUUUAAAGAUACUCAGAUUUAAUGUAUAAAAUGUUUGAUAACUUCUUGAACAGUAGUUUCGACCUCUGUGAUGUUUUGGUGGUAUUUAAUAUAGUUUCAUAUAUUAACUACAUGAUGUUUGUUAUUUGGCUAGAAUAUUGUCACACAAAAGUGAGUUCCAUGAGUUUGAGAUUUCAGAGAACAGGGAGGCCAAGCGAAUGCGCUCAGAAACACAAUUAGAGUGAUCGAAAAAUCUCUGCAUAACUGGCAAUCAACCACCAAGUUUUAAGUGAAUCUCGCCGAAGAUUUUAACGCUAUCAAAUUUAUUUAUUUAUUUAUAAGGUUCGAUUAUUAUCACGUAAUUAUUCUACUAUAAAUUUUACUAUUAAAAGAUUCGACAAUGAUUAGAGACGUACUGAAUACUCCUUAAAAGGAGAUUUAAACGGUCCACACUUCACGAACUAGUAUACGCUUAAGCUGUUAGCAAAUUAUCUAGAAAACUGUAUUUCACAUUAUAUUAUAACUUAAAAAAAUAUAUCAUGAUUAUGCUAUGAUAAUAUAGAUAACGAAUUAUGCUAUAAUAAUUAAUUUUUAUUACUAGAGAAACGAUUGAAACGCGCCAAAAAAGCGUGUUUUCAUUUACAAUACGUGUUGACUCGCUGAUUCAAGCUAGAGAAUUUAAACAUUGUGAUUCUUUGCAGAUCUUACAUAUAGUUAGAUUUUUUUUCAACUUUACAUGCAGGUUACUGUUUAAGUUUAGUUUAAGUUAUUUGUACAAAGAUUUUACAAAACUAAUCAUUAAUUUUUACGGGAGAGAAGUGUGAAUAAAAUCAAAAAUUGUGAAUUAGUUGAACGAUAUAUAAAACUUACUUAUAUUUGGAAUUUAAACAUUCAGAUCAGACAUUAAGUUUAAUGAUUAUUAGACAUACGCUUAAAAUUUUUAAAAAAUAUUUGUGAUCUCAACUUAAUUGUUUUAUUCUUAAUAG
This is a messenger RNA of Parasteatoda tepidariorum (common house spider), 2815 nucleotides long. Its product is annotated as heat shock factor protein-like. The record is from RefSeq and is a predicted model, not a curated record. NCBI's taxonomy places the organism in Eukaryota, Metazoa, Arthropoda, Arachnida, Araneae, Theridiidae.